Molecule: messenger RNA, 843 nt
Organism: Cucurbitaria berberidis CBS 394.84
Lineage: Eukaryota; Fungi; Ascomycota; Dothideomycetes; Pleosporales; Cucurbitariaceae
Exons: 2
Coding region: 1-843 (280 amino acids)
Source: RefSeq, a predicted model, not a curated record
AUGUUGUACGCCCGCGACAUAGUCUCAGUCAUUGAACUGAUCUUCUAUAUCCCCACUGCCAUCCUUGCUUUAUUUGUCUGCUUCCGGCAUGGUUUUAAUCGUUCGUCGGGUUGGAUCUAUACGCUCAUUCUCUGCACCGUCCGCAUCGCUGGCGCAAUAUGCCAGUUUAUAUCGCACAACAACCACUCCACGGGCUUAAUCACAGCCACAAUAGUCAUUGACUCCAUUGGCCUCACGCCAUUAAUUGUAUAUGUCGUCAACGCAAAAACCACAACACUGUCCACUACCAAACACUUCCGCAUCGUACUGCUCCUCAUUACAGUCGGACUCAUCCUCAGUAUCGUCGGCGGUACAACUGGAAACUACCAAUCUGAUGGCACCCAAGAAAUUCCUACAACGAGCAAAGUAGGCGUCAUCUUAUUUAUCAUCGCGUUCGCCGGUAUCGUCAUCGGUUUCCUUACUUCCGUCAAAGAGAUUUCCGUGGUGCCAAAGAAAGAGCGCAGAGUCCCAGUUGCCAUCGCCUUCGCACUGCCACUGGUUCUAGUUCGACUGGUAUACUCGGCGUGCGUGGUGUUUGGUCACAAUCAUCUAUUCAACCUCAUUACAGGAAGUGUGGCGGUGCUUGUAAUGAUGUCGGUUAUUGAGGAGUUCUUGGUGGUUGCGAUAUAUAUCUGCCUAGGUUUCUUGUUGGAUACGUUGGACAAGGGUACACAGAGAUCGAGAGUAGGGUGGGAAAGCAACAGGGACCAAGGUGGGAUGAGUGAGGCGCAGAGGCUCAACCGGGAGGAGUACCAAAUGGUGCAACCUCCCUCGCCAGUGCGGUCCCAUGGUGCGUUUAGGUAA